UAGUUGUGGAAGGUACACGAGUUGUUAUAAGAAAAAAAAUAAGAAGAACGAUGAUUGCUUGACAAAGAACAUGCAUGGAUACUGGUAACUCUAAACACCAUCAUGACCAUAAAUACUGUAGAAUGAACCAGACAAUAAAAGCUGACAAAGAUGGUGAAGUGUCUGCUGAAAGGAAAGAAAUUAGUCCUGGAAGGGAGGAGAAUUAUGAACAUUGCUUUAAGAAUAAUGGUAAUGAUCGUGAUGAUGGUGGAAGUGAAACUCAAAAGAACAGUCCAAUAAGGCAGUCAGCCGUAGAUAUUCAUCAUGAUGAAUAUUUAGCUAUAAGCCUUCCUGACACAGGAUUAAGAAUAGUAGAUAAUGUAGACAAAAAUAACCAAAGUCCAAAAGUUUUGCAACCAUUAAGCACAAGUACAUGUAAUAGUGUUCAAGUAUUGUCAGAUCAACCAUCAGAUCAAAUUGAUCUUGAUCUGGAUUUAUUCAAACCCAUCCCAUUGUCACCACAACAAAUAUACAAAAACAGCCAAGUACUGGUUGAAAGAGCUACAGGUUAUACAAGUUCUAGCCAGGAGCAUGAUCAAUCUAGUACUAAAACAGAACUAGAAGUAACUCCAAGAGAUGAAAGUACCGAAGCAGAAUUGGACACCACAAGAGUUUCAAACAGUACUCAAGAAAAUUUGUUUAAAGCAGAACUGGACACUGCAAGACUUGCAAAUAGUACUCAGGAACUUUUGUUUAAAGAAGAACUAGACACUGCAAAAGUUUCAAACAGUACUCAAGAACAUGUGUUUAAAGCAGAACUGGACACUGCAAGACUUGCAAAUAGUACUCAGGAACAUUUAUUUAAAGCAGAACUGAACACUGCAAGAUUUGCAAACAGUACUCAAGAACAUUUGUUUAAAGCAGAACUGGACACUGCAAGACUUGCAAAUAGUACUCAGGAACAUUUGUUUAAAGCAGAACUGGACACUGCAAAAGUUGCAAACAGUACUCAAGAACAUGUGUUUAAAGCAGAACUGGACACUACAACACUUGCAAAUAGUACUCAGGAACUUUUGUUUAAAGCAGAACUAGACACUGUAAAAGUUGCAAACAGUACUCAAGAACAUGUGUUUAAAGUAGAACUGGACACUGCAAAAGUUGCAAAUAGAACUCAGGAACGUUUGCUAGAAACAGAACUGGACACUUUAGGAGUUUCAAAUAGUACUCAGGAAUAUUUUUUAGAAACAGAAUUGAACAAUUUAGGAGGUGCAAAUAGUAACCAGGAAUAUUUGCUAACAACAGAACUAGACACUUCAUUUUUGCCUGAAAAAGAACUGCUGACAACUUCAAAAGAUUUAAGCAGCAGGUAUACUACAUUUGCUAUUAAUGGGGGACAGGAUGAAAAAGAUUUCAAAGAUAUUAAUGAAGCAAUAUCUCAGAAUAAAACCAGUAACACACUUUUGCUUGACAAUACUUUUCAUCAUCUACCUGUCAUGCCUGUUUUUACAAAUGCAAAAAAAUCUUUGAAAUUGAAAAGAAUUCAACAUAGCAAGGACAAGAAAACUGAAGUCAUUUAUAUGAGAAUGCCACCACCUGCAUUUAUUUUUAGAUUUAGAAGCAAAAAGGUUAUAAGAUCAGUUGUGAAAGAAUAUUUUAGCAACGGAGGUCAUAUUCUAGAAUCUUGCAGCUAUGAAGAGUUUGAGUUUGAGUUUGAGUUUGGGUUCUCUACUAAUGUCGACUUAAAAUCCAAGGUCAAGGCAUUUAUAAGCAACAUAAGCAACAUUGGUCAACCAACAGAAAAUUUAAAGACUAUGGUGAGUGAAUUUUUCAAAGAAUACAAUAAUCAGUAUUUUAACAUUGAAAAGUUUUAUCAUGACAAGAAAUUUUAUCUCAAACACAAGAUUUUGCACUGGCACACUAUAAUUACUAUAAAUGCAGUUGUUAGGGCAGAGCCAGACUAUCCAAUUCCUGGUCAAGUGAAUGGUGUCAAUUCACUAGGACUAUUAACCAUUUAUGAUUCUGAUCAGGAAGACAACGGCAUCAUACAACCAACAGCAGAACAAAAUACUCUAGGCAAUAACAUCAUACCACCAAUAGCAGAACAAAAUACUGUUGGCAAUAACAUACAACCUACAGCAGAACAACAUACUCUAGGCAAUUACAUCAUACAACCAAUAGCAGAACAAAAUACUCUAGGCAAUAACAUCAUACCACCAACAGCAGAACAAAAUACUCGAGGCAAUAACAUCAUACCACCAAUAGCAGAACAAAAUACUGUUGGCAAUAACAUACAACCUACAGAAGAACAACAUACUCUAGGCAAUAACAUCGUACAACCAAUAGCAGAACAAAAUACUCUAGGCAAUAACAUCGUACAACCAAUAGCAGAACAAAAUACUCCAGGCAAUAACAUCGUACAACCAAUAGCAGAACAAAAUACUGUUGGCAAUAACAUACAACCUACAGAAGAACAACAUACUCCAGGCAAUAACAUCGUACAACCAAUAGCAGAACAAAAUACUCCUGUGAACACGAGAAGGAGAACAAUACAUAGUAUAACAGCAACUACCAGUAUAACUGCAACUACAAGUAUAACAGCAACUACCAGUAUAACAGCAACUACCAGAGAAGUACAAUGCACUAGGAACAUAAAUGCUGAAACAAAUCAAAGGACACAAGAAAGUUGGAGUUCGAAUUCCAGUGCAUUGCUAGGCACAGAAGGAGCAUGGAACAUAAAUACAGAAACAAUACAAAGGACACGAGAAAGUAUGAUCAUGACAUCAAGGGCAGUACAAUGUACAGAUGGAGCUCAGAACAUAACUGCAGGAGCAAUACAAAGUACACACAAAAGUUGCAGUAUGACUUCCUGGGCAGUACAAUGUUCAGAAGGAGCCAGGAACAUACAUGUAACUGCUGGAAUACUACUUAAUUCAUAUGAAAGUAUGAGCAUGAUAUCAAGGGCAGUACAAUGCACGGAAGGAGCCGGGAUCAUAACUGCUGGAAUAAUACGAAGAACACAAGAAAGUUGCAGGAUGACUUCCUGGGUAAUGCUAUGUACAGAGGGAGCUAUGGGCAGCACAGCUGCAACAUCACCAAGUACAGGAGCUUUAGGCACCCAUAUGACUACUGGAUUGAUACCAAGUUCUAGAGGAGCUGAUCAAACUGACCUAAGUGUAGAAGUAGCAUUUGGCAGAACAUCUGGAACAGUACAGAAUACUGUUGGCAAUUCAACCUUUAAUCGAGUAGAAGAAAGUAUAAAUAUAUCAUCAUCUGUCCACAUUGCCCAUCGUGCUACAGCCCUUCCAAACCUAUCUGCCUUGGUCAUGGCUUCAGCUUCCAUAUCACAAAGACAAGAUACUAGGGUUUCAAGACAAAGAAGGGACAAUAGAAAUAAUAGAUCUACUGUCAUGAAUGUGUCUGCGGCACCAGGUGAUACUGUGUCAGAUCCAGUUAGAAUGAAUGGCCACCAAAUGGGAGCUUCUUAUUUAGAAAAUCGUAUUCAACAUUACAGUCAAGGUCUUGGCAUAACACUUCCAGAGACACCUAAAGCUGGACCACAAAGACCAGAUAUGUGUUCUCCUGACACAGUAAUGACUAUUGUGGCAUUGGGUGUAAUUUAUGUACCAGGAUACCAUGACUAUUUGACAAGGGACCCUACUGGAGUACAGGUCUUGGAGUGUGUCCAAAAGUUUCUAGUACAGAAUUUUGAUGGUAUAAUAAAGGGUAUCAGACGUAAGAUAAGACAAAUACAUGGAGUAGAAGGAAAUAUUCAAAGAGAAGCACAUGUUGCGUCAGCCAUGAUUGGAGAUACAAAGAUUAAGGAAUCAACAACAUGUACCCACAAAGAAUGCAAAGUGAUCAACUCUAGAAUGACUUCUUCUCCACUGACUAUGCUUAGCCAACAUGACCAAAGAAAUAUGAAUUCUAAAAUCGUAGAAUCAUAUCUGAAUGGACAUGAAAUAGGUAGAGAAGAACAUUGCAUACAAUGCACAAGCAAUCCAGCUGGAAUAUCACAAAUAAGAAGAAAUAUUGAUUCCAGUCUGAUAUACGUAAAUGCCUACCAGUCUCAAAUUUUAAAGGUACAUGUGAAGGAUAUGCACAGAAAGUUCCGUGUAGGUAAUUCAGUCUACCAGGUUCAUGCUGUCAGUUUUUGGCAUGACCACCAUUUUACAGCAAGGAUCAACAUCUAUGACCAAUGGUGGACAUAUGACAAUCAGAUAGGACUGUACAAUCAGGGGGUGGAAGUUGAUGAUGGUAAUUCUGGUUUUUUGUCUGGAAUCUAUAUUAAGAAGAUUGGAUAGAUUUUUCAGUAAAAUCGUUUAGGGUAAAAGGUAUUGGGUUACAUUUGUAUAUAUAUUGAUUUAAUUUUAGUACUUUUGUGCUCAUUGUUUAAGGCCAUAAGAUCACCUAUAGUGGUUAAUGUCUGUGUCAAUUGGUCUUUUGUAGAGAUUUGUCUAAUUAGCAAUAAUGCUACAUCUUCUUAUUUUUAUAGUGUACUGGUUAGUGCUAAAAACUUUUAUGGGGACUAUUCUGAUCUGAUAGCUCAUUUUAAAGAAUACUUCUAUACUUUGAAUGAUUCUUUUUGAAAAUUUUGAAUUGCAAAAGCCUUAUUUUUACUAGUUUAGUGAUAGUAGAUUUUGUCAUAGACUGAGUAUAGUGAUAUAUAGCAUAAGAUACUGAUUUCAGUGAGCAAGACAUUUCCAUUUGUCUUUUUUAUUUUUUAUUAUUAAAGCAUGCAAAUAUUCACUUACAAUUGAAGAAUUAAACAGUUUUAGUAAAUGUAAUUUAAGGAUUGAACAUUGAUAUUGAAACUAUUAGGUCAAUUUUACCCUAAAAAAACUUCUAUAAUGAAGUGAGGAAGCUUGAAAAAUGAUACUAAAUUGGUAUAAGCUGAAUGAAAGAGUUUUUAUAAGACAUGUUCUUUACAAUCUAAAAAGUUGUACAUAAAAUGUUGUACAUGUACUGUAGAAUAAGAUUGUAACUCAACUGGCUAAAUUUUAUAUAUUAGUCAAACCUUAUUUAAUAGAUAUUUGGUGUUUAACCAUAUUUUCAAUCGGGUCAGACAAUAUGAUAAUACUAAACAAUAAUUUGUUGAUAUCAUAUAGCUGUUUGCUACAUGAGAUCAGUUACAUGUGAUAUUACUGUAGGUUUGGUAAUACUCAUGGGAUACCAACUUUUUGUUGAUUCAAGGGUAGCUGGAGAGAUUCCUCAUAUUUGAAAACUAUAUAUAUAUAUACCAAAACAAUCAUUUUAAUCACUACAAUAGUAUAAGUGCAUAUUUAUUAAAACUGCAAAAUGUGUAUCCUCAAAAAUUGAUAAUCAAGGAAAUAAUGACAUCACACAUUUGAAUACUAUAUAUAUAAGAUUAAAACAUCAUUUUAAUCACUUCAAAAGUGCCAAUAUUGAAGCUGCAAAAUUUUGUAUCCUCAAAAUUUGACAAUCAAUGAAAAUAAAGAAAUCCAGAAUACUAGGAAUUCCUUGCUUACUGCUUUUUAGCAUAUGCUACAAAGAAGAGGACCAGAUUAUAGGGACCAUUUAAUGGGACAUAAUAUUUUGACAAAAAGUUUGAAAUUUGUAGACACUUCUCUUUUUGUUGAACAUCUGUCUCAUAGUGCUGUAAUAUUUUAAAAAAAUCUGAGCAAAUGCUAAAAAAGUUUUCAGAAAUUAUUUAUUUCCAACAAGUAUAUUUUGUAAUUUGAUUUUAUUUCAAAAUUUCUGAAGUCUUAAUUUGCUCAUCUCGCAACUGCUAUUUGUUAUAAUUUGCCUAGAAAAAAAUAUUCUUUUCAGCACACAGUAGUUUGUAUGGUCAGUAUGAGUUUUACUCAUCAACCCAAAUAGCCAGAAAAAAUAGUUUUUUUAAAUAAGUUUAUUUUUAGUUCUUUAAAUAUGACAGUAAUCUUUCCAUGAGUGUUAUGGUCCCCUAUUUUUUUAAUAUUGUUAUAUGAGAAUAAGUUUUAUGAUAUAAUGAAUUGUAUAUUUAGGUUGUUACUUUGUUUUUAUAUUCUAUUAUUUAUUGAUCCACUUUUUUUAUGUUUUGAUGUAGUGGUUGUAAAAUAAUUAAAAUUUAUUAGCUGUGUCUUUAGGAAAAUAGUUAUUAUACAUGAUAUAAUGUAAAUUUUAGGGUAGCAUAAUGAUAUUAUGUAAAUUUUAGGGUAGCAUAAUGAUAUUAUGUAAAUUUUAGGGUAGCAUAAUGAUAUUAUGUAAAUUUUAGGGUAGCAUAAUGAUAUUAUGUAAAUUUUAGGGUAGCAUAAUGAAAUUAUUUAUAAAAAAAACUUUGAAAGUUUAUUACCCGAUUAAAAAUCAGCACAUGUACCGUAGAUUAUUUUCCUUACCACUCCUUCUAACUCUAUUUUCCCAACCAUUUUGAAGGAAAAAAGUUGAGAAGGUAGUUAAAAUAACAAGUUAAUGAAAAAACAGACAAGAGUUUACAAAAUACUACACACAAAAAUAUAGAUAUAGCAAGUUUUUAUUAUUGUGAACCUAAUAGUGUCUUAUUUUUUGCAGUUAUAGUAGCAUUACAAUAUAUCGAACAAGUUAAGACAGUGCAAACUCAAAAUUGCUGUAAGAUUAAGUUAAGUGUGUAGAAAUACAACCA
Molecule: messenger RNA, 6574 nt
Organism: Mytilus trossulus (common blue mussel)
Lineage: Eukaryota; Metazoa; Mollusca; Bivalvia; Mytilida; Mytilidae
Exons: 6
Coding region: 75-4280 (1401 amino acids)
Source: RefSeq, a predicted model, not a curated record